Molecule: messenger RNA, 2729 nt
Organism: Passer montanus (Eurasian tree sparrow)
Lineage: Eukaryota; Metazoa; Chordata; Aves; Passeriformes; Passeridae
Gene: CUNH1orf198
Product: chromosome unknown C1orf198 homolog
Exons: 4
Coding region: 146-1153 (335 amino acids)
Source: RefSeq, a predicted model, not a curated record
GGGCGGCGCGGGGCGGCGGCCGCCCGGCUUUAUAGGGAGCGAGGGAGGCGGCGUCUGCGGGACGGGAGCGGAGGAGGCGGUUCUCUUCCCGUUCCCAUCCCCAAUCCCGCCGGGCGAGUGCGGGGCUGGGGACGGCGGGCUGGCCAUGGCCUCCAUGGCGGCGGCGAUCGCCGCUUCCCGCACGGCGGUGAUGAACGGGAACCGGCCGCUGGACGAGCGGGAGCGCAAGCGGUUCAGCUACUUCUCCUCGCUGAGCCCCAUGGCGCGCAAGAUCAUGGCGGAGAAGGAGCGGAUCCGCGAGCGCUACGGGCCCGAGUGGGAGCGGCUGCCGCCCCGCCAGCAGGACGAGAUCAUCGACAAGUGCCUGGUGGAGCCGCACGUCCAGGCCCGCUACGCCGCGCACCGCGGCACCGCCCGCCCGCCCGCGCCGCCCGCCUCCUACCCCAGCCUGCGCCUCAACACCGGGCAGAAGGUGGUGCGCUUCGGAGACGAGGACAUAACUUGGCAAGAUGAACACUCAGCUCCAUUCUCCUGGGAAACAAAGAGUCAGAUGGAGUUCAGUGUUGCAUCUCUCUCCAUACAAGAGCAAGGUGGUGCCCAGCUGCAGAAUGAGCAGAGGCAGCCUGUUAAAGCAGCACCUGGUGUCCAAGUCCCUAAAUCUUCUCAGGCCAAUAAGACCCCUGGUUCUGAGGGGUUGAUAGCAUCCCGAAAGGAAGAGGAAUCAUCCUUCUGGAAGAUAAACGCAGAGCGCUCGAAGUUUGAAGGAGACAAGUCUGAGUUCCAGUCCCUGACCCCCAGCCAGAUCAAGUCCAUGGAGAAAGGAGAGAAGCCCCUUCCCUCUUUUUACAGACAAGAGUCUGCUCCAAAGGAGAUGACCAAAGCUGAGAAGCCCAGCAUAACUAAACCAGAGAAGUCUGUUGCCCCCAGCACACCUUCUGUGUCUCUCGAGUGGGAGAAACCUCGACCUACUCAACUCCCUACUAGUUCUCUAGAUGACUUCUUUCUUCCUGAUCCACCACAGGAUCUGGCAUCUUCUAGGACAAACAAGGAAGAUACUGAUGGUACUAUACUUACAGACCCACAAAUGCCUGGACAGACUAGUACAAGCAAUGUAAUCUUGAAGACUGGCUUUGAUUUUCUAGACAACUGGUAAAAGAUACUUCAAAACAGAUCAAACCAACUUCGGGGAAGGAGUGGAACACCCUUCUCCUUGUAUGUUAAUUUACUAGCAUUUGUGUCUUUUUCUAGAAGUAACUUUCAAACUCUUAAAUGUUGCCUUUGUAUAAACUUUUGUAAUACCGUAUAUGUUUUUGUUUUUUAAACAGUGAUAGAAGUGUGUUUUCAUUUGGAUAUUUUUUAAUAUCUGUUAAAAUUUUUAGUAGCUACUGUAUUGAAAGGAUGGAAAAAGUUACUGUAUACAUGUUAAAGAAACACAAAUGAGUCUCUGUAUCCUAGAGAUGGAACCUACAGGACCAGCUUGCAAUUUUCAGUGGAAACGUUGCUAGCGUGGCUUGUAAGAAAUAGUGUUGCAUCUGCAGUGGUUCCAACCAUACUUCAGACAGCUAGCAAAAAAACAGUAUGAAAGGCAAGCACCCAGAAUUGCAUUGAUUUGUAGAUUUCGUUUCCUUUGAAAGUAUCUUUUGUACCACUUACUGAAGACAUUUUUUCUUCUGAAGAAGGCAAAGGCAUUGCCAAAAUGAUGGAUCCAAAAAAGCACUGUGUUUGUACCUACAAAUCUGCUAAAAUAACUUAAGAGUGUUAAAAAAAUUACCUGGGAAAAUGGUGUUUCUGGUGUUUGGAUUGAAGACUGGGAAGUGGGUAGAAAGGAGUGGGACAACACCUAACAAAUUGGAGAAAUUCUUCAGGGAACACAAUUUCACUGCCUCCUUACUAGAGCAUAGCUCUUCAUAAAACUAGUGCUGGAACUACAGCACUGAGGAUUUCUGGAGUGUAGAUUACCUUUGUGUCGGUAAACCACUAUGUUUAUGGGAGGUCACAGCAGUGUGAGGCUUUUUUGUUUUUUAAGCAGCUUAUCGUCUCAAGGACUCAUCAACUUUGGUGCUUUUUCCUCCUUGUGGGUUCAUCCUCUUUAGUGUUCAACAUCUGGAUUACAUUUAUUCCUAAGGUGCAGAGAGGCAUCUCAAGGUGGCCCUUGGCAAUGUUGCCUCCAGUUCUGCUUUUGAAUGAUCUUUGGUGUUUAAAAUGUAGAGAGCAAGAGUAGCUGUCCUUUGGAUCUGUUGUCUCUGAAAUGCAGCAUGAUUUACACACUGAUUCUCACUGUGUUUACCUCACCUUGAAGCCUUAAUUCCCCUACGCACAGCCAGUGACUGGUCUGCUCCAAUGCCAAAGGUUUGACUUUUCCCUUUACCUCAGCAAUAGUCCCAUAGCAUUUGUUUGGGGUAGAAGGCAAAACACAGGGCUCUAAUGGGUCCCAGCCAAGGCUGUAAGAAGGUCACCAUCUCCUAAGCCAUAGCUGUGCUAGGCUUCUCAUGGAUUAGCACUUGACAUUUGGUUCUGUGCCAGGGGCAGUUAAAUGUGCAGAAUUGGAUGCAGUAGGAUUUUUUCUGCUUGUUAUGGGAAGGGUUUGCAAUGCCCUGGAAGAAUCCUUGCCUCUAAUUGGUGUGCUGCUUGCUCUGAACAAGCAGUGUGCUGAUAGAGCAUUAAAAUUUACUUGUUGGACAAGGAAAAUGCUGUAAGCAUAUCCUCUCUUUUCUUGCCCCCACACCCCA